AUGGCCACCACCAACACACGCCUGUCGUACAUACCGCUCGAGUCCAACCCGGACGUCUUCACGUCCCUGGCCCGCCGCCUCGGGCUCCCGGACCGGCUGGCCUUCCACGACGUGCUGUCGCUGGCGGAACCAGACCUGCUGGCCCUGGUGCCGCGGCCCGCCCGCGCUCUCGUGCUCGCCUUCCCGGCCCCCGAAGCCAACUACGAGCGGCGCGUCAGGGACCGGGAGGAGGGGCGGCCCGCCCACGACAAGACGGGCGACGCCGAGGACGUUGUCUGGUUCCGCCAGACCAUCUACAACGCCUGCGGGCUGUACGCGCUGCUGCACGCCGUCGCCAACGGGGCAGGCGAUGAGAUAGGUUGGUGGUGGCGGUUACAUUUCCUUUUUCAGUGUCGGGUUAUCGUGUGUUGGAGCCCGCGAGUAGCUACGGGGGGCUGAUCGUCGUGGUGGGGGGUGAACAAACCAAAAAAACCAGCCCCGGACUCGGUCCUGUCCCGCCUGCUGGCCAAG
Molecule: messenger RNA, 510 nt
Organism: Gaeumannomyces tritici R3-111a-1
Lineage: Eukaryota; Fungi; Ascomycota; Sordariomycetes; Magnaporthales; Magnaporthaceae
Product: ubiquitin C-terminal hydrolase L3
Exons: 1
Coding region: 1-438 (145 amino acids)
Biological process (GO): protein deubiquitination; ubiquitin-dependent protein catabolic process
Cellular component (GO): cytoplasm
Molecular function (GO): cysteine-type deubiquitinase activity
Source: RefSeq, a predicted model, not a curated record